Molecule: messenger RNA, 337 nt
Organism: Entamoeba nuttalli P19
Lineage: Eukaryota; Evosea; Mastigamoebida; Endamoebidae
Exons: 1
Source: RefSeq, a predicted model, not a curated record
AUGUCAACUACAAAUGACCCUAAUCAAUUUGAUAUGAAAUUAGUAAAUGCUUUAAUUGAUAUUAGUCAUGGACCUGAGAUGGUUGGAUGUAAAUCAUUAGAAGUAAUUAUUGAUUUAGUGUAUCAAUAUCCUAAUUCAAUCGAAACAUUAAUAUUUAGAGUUGAACAAUUUAUAGAUGCAGCACCACCAGCAUAUUUAUUAGCUGGAUUAUAUCUUAUUGAUUCAUUAAUCCGAUAUCUUUCUGAUGAGAAUGCAAUUACAGUAGAACAAAGACUAACAAGUAAAUUAUCAGAAAUUAUUAGAAGAAUUUGUAAUACACCAUUAACAACAAGAGUUU